Messenger RNA from Acanthosepion pharaonis, 1164 nucleotides. Lineage: Eukaryota; Metazoa; Mollusca; Cephalopoda; Sepiida; Sepiidae. The record is from the annotation of a GenBank genome assembly.
AUGAAACCAAUCCCUCUCUCUCCCUUUCUCUCUCUCUGUCUCUCUCUUUCUCUCUCUCUCUCUCUCUCUCUCUUUCUCUCUCUUCCCUAUAUAAGAGCUUGCAACUUGGGCUUCACUCUCACUAAACGAAAAAGCAGAUGCUACCCAGCCGAGAUCACUGAUGCUGACUAUGCUGACAACAUGGCGAUACUGACUGGCCAUCUAAAAGAGGCAACGUCAUUCCUUCACAACAUCGAAAAUGUAGCCCAGCAGAUUGAAAUGUAUGUCAAUGCGGAAUCAGGAAACGCAUCUACGUGUUAUUUAAUCCUCUUUAUAUUACCAAACUUCUCUCUCUCUUUCUCUCUGUUUGUCUCUCUCUCUCUUUCACUCACUCUCUCUCUCUCUCUCUCUCUCAAUUUUUCUGUUUUUUCUCUAUCUGUCUUCUCUCUCUUACUCUUUCUGUUUUCUUUCUCUCUUUGCCUCUUUUUCUCUCACUUUACUUAUCUCUCCUUUUUCUCACAAUCUAACUUUUUCUCUCUUUUCUUUCUCUCUCUCUCUCUCUAUCUCUUUUUCUCUCAUUUUAUCUCUCUGUCUUUUCUCUCUUUCUCUCGUUCUUUCUCUCUUUUUCUCUCAUUUUAUCUGCCCACCUCUCUCUCUCUCUCUCUCUCUCUCUGUUUCUUCUCUUUUUCUCUCAUUUUAUCUAUCUCUCUUUUCUCUCUUUCUCUCGUUAUUUCUCUCUCUCUCUCUCUUUUUCUCUCAUUUUAUCUCUCUGUCUUUUCUCUCUUUCUCUCGUUCUUUCUCUCUUUUUCUCUCAUUUUAUCUGCCCACCUCUCUCUCUCUCUCUCUGUUUCUUCACUUCUUCUCUCAUUUUAUCUGUCUUUUCUCUCUUUCUCUCGUUAUCUCUCUCUCUCUUUCUCUCUCUCUCUCUCUCUCUCUGUGAAAAAUAGAAACGAAAAUCCGUCCAUAAUGUCUCCUGAUCCUGAAAGUAAAGUGUAUCGCCUUAAUCUGGCUUUCUCACCGACGCUUUCUCACCGAAGCUUUCUCACUGAAGCUUUCCCACCGACGCUUUCUCACCAAAGCUUUUCCAAUGAAGCUUUCUCACCGACGCUUUCUCACCGACGCUUUCUCACCGACGCUUUCCCACCGAAGCUUUCACACCAACGCUUUCCUACCGAAGCUUUCUAA